AUGAUCAAACUCAGUGUUCUCGCCCUGGCGGCAGUCCUUCCUUCAACUCUAGGAAGCUCUCUUAACGUAAUCAACAACUGCGGGUUCGAGAUCUACUGCGGCGCAGCUAAGAACAAUGGUGACUCGUCCCCGGCUGUCAAGGUUGGUGGUGGCGGUAGUACGUGGAAGUCUCCUCUACUAGCGAACGAUGAUAAUAUCGGAAGUGUGUUAAAGUGUUCUGAUAACCCUGACCUUAGCAAGCCAUUUCAGAUGGAGUUAGCCCUCCAGAAUGGACAUUCUUGGUUUGAUCUUUCGGCUCUUGACGGUGACCCGUUUGUGGAUGUUGCACGACAUGCAGAAAUUGCCGGCCAGUGUGUUCUUGACUGCCCAUCAGGGUCAGUUGGAUGUGAGUGGCCAGUUCAGCCGGAUUGCCAAACUUCGGAGGAUGCCUGGUUGACUCUUUGUUAA
This is a messenger RNA of Annulohypoxylon maeteangense, 447 nucleotides long. RefSeq lists its product as uncharacterized. The transcript has a single exon. The coding region runs from base 1 to 447 and encodes 148 amino acids. Lineage: Eukaryota; Fungi; Ascomycota; Sordariomycetes; Xylariales; Hypoxylaceae. The record is from RefSeq and is a predicted model, not a curated record.